AUGAGUGAUAUAACAGAGAUUAAUGACUAUAAGGUGGUGAAGACACUCUCCAAGUCAGAUGAAGCCUACACACUUGUAGUCAUCAGUAAAGGGCUUCAGAACAUGUCUGAAGAUUAUUUUAAGAUCAUGAAGCUUAAAAAGAUACCUGGUAAGGAAGAACUCAGUGCAGAUAUCGAGACAGAUAUCAGCAUUAUUGGUAGUUUUGAGCAUCAGAAUAUUGCACCCUAUGAGACCUAUUUCUUCACAAAGCUUGAGCAAAAGACCUAUCUAGCAGUCCUAAGGCCUUAUUAUAAGUCUAAUAUAGCAGAUGUAGCUAAUUUCGUCAAGUUCACUGCUGCAGAUAGUGAGAUGUGUGAUAAAAUAAUUAAAGCUAUAAAUUAUGUUCAUGAUAAAUACUCAAUGAUACUUACCCUUAAGAAGUCCAACUGCUUCGUUGACUCAAAUGGGGAAGUUCAAAUUACGGAUAUUGGGAUCCCUUCACUUCUUGAGUAUGAAUUAGAAAAGAAAAAGAAGAACUUGAAACUAGCAAUGUACACCCCUCCUGAAAUAGACGAAUAUCUCGUGGGCAUUAACUAUAAGGUGGAUGUCUGGGGCUUGGGUAUUUUGUUCUAUGAAUUAUACAAGAAAUGCCAUCCUUUUGAGGAAUCGACACCAAAAGAUGCUCUAAAACUAGUCAAUCGAGAGUUUGUUGGGGUUGAACUAAACGAAGGAAUCAUAGACGAUAUCAUCCGAGGGUGUCUGAAACAAAAACCCUCUGAGAGAUUGACCCUCGCCGGGGUCAGAAAACAUAUAAGAGAACUUAUAGAAAAGGAAAACAUCGAUUUUGGAGAUGCUGAAGUCAGAAGACUGAGCUAUGGCCUCGCUUCUCCUAAUCGAGAAUUCAACGCAACCAAAAGAGAAAGUGGUACAGAGAGAUUAGAUGACCCUAGUGAGGAGCAAAAGAUUGAUCAUGGCCAUGCCGGUAGUGAGAAUUUCUUCCAAGUCAUCAACAAAAAUGGCUUCUCAAACGAGACCUACCAGGAGAUACUCUAUAACGGAAAAAUGCGUGAUGAAGGAACUGACCAGAAAGAAAAAUUUAGAUGAGUAAAUACAGCUACUGACUGCCAUAAAGGGCAGAUAAAUGGAAUUGAAGUUUUAGACACAGGUCUGCUUAUCACCAGUGGAGAUGACAAAUGAAUUCACUUCUGGAACCCAAUGAAUAAUGACCUAAUCGCAGUGGUGAAUGAGAGCUCGAAGGUUGGAAAACUCCUAACAUUACCAAAAGUCAAGGAAUUCUACUAUGUCAUUGGUGCAAAGGUCAAAUCUUUUGAUUAUUCAACAGGAAUAGCCACUGUUAUAUAUGAAGGAAUGAGUAAUAUUACUUGUCUUGAAAUAUUUCAAAAUGGUGAGAACAACCUUCUUAUUGUUGGCCUGAAGGAUGGGACCAUCGAACUUGUCAACAGAAUCCACAGAAAAGUUACACUGAGUAAACCUUUUCAUUCUGGAUACUCUGUAGUAGGUGUCAGCGGGAAGGGAGACUAUCUCCUUUCUGCUGGAACCGAUGAUGUGGUUAAUAUUUACAAUGUGAAAAGCACACUGCUUGAGAGUGAACUCAACCUCAAGAAUGCAAAUUUUGAUGGGCUUACAGGAAUCCUUAAGCUUACUCAAAAUGAAAAUGAGAUGAUAGUGACAGAUCAGCUAUUUGGUAUUUCAUGGUUCUCUUUUGACGUGGACAACUCUUCAAAAGAGCAUCCAGAUAUUAGCUACAGACCUGUUGUUCAACUCUUCGAUAAUGUGUCACCAAAUGAAAAUCUGUUUGGAGCUACUGACGAGAAAGGAUUAAUCAAAAUAUACAGCAGAGAGGGUGCUGAAGAGGAAGGACAAACAACAGAAAUUAUCGAAAUAAGGAAGUUUAGAGGACAUAAAGGUCAAGUUACAGGCAUAGCUCAUUUUAGAGAUGGCUCUUAUGUAACUUGCUCUGUUGAUGGAACUUAUAAAAUCUGGACCUCUAGAAAAGACAUCAUUAGAGUUGGUAAAGCAGAUGGAUCAAAAGGAUGCUGAAGUGGUGGGAAAUGAAUAAUUCAAUAAUAAUUAAAACAUGUUUA
Moneuplotes crassus is the source of this 2084-nucleotide messenger RNA. NCBI's taxonomy places the organism in Eukaryota, Ciliophora, Spirotrichea, Euplotida, Euplotidae. The record is from the annotation of a GenBank genome assembly.